Molecule: messenger RNA, 3940 nt
Organism: Gossypium raimondii (Peruvian cotton)
Lineage: Eukaryota; Viridiplantae; Streptophyta; Magnoliopsida; Malvales; Malvaceae
Product: LRR receptor-like serine/threonine-protein kinase ERECTA
Exons: 27
Coding region: 577-3495 (972 amino acids)
Biological process (GO): protein phosphorylation
Molecular function (GO): receptor serine/threonine kinase binding; protein kinase activity; ATP binding
Source: RefSeq, a predicted model, not a curated record
AUGUUUGCAGUAGGCAGCGAAAAUGGCAGAGCUAUGAUAGAGAGUUUUUCUUUUUUUUUUACAUUAAUUAAAAUAAUUCUUCUUUUGUUCAUUAAAUGAUUCUUCUUUCUUACACUGUCUCGUUCUCUUUCGCUGUAUUUUCUUUAACAGUUGCAAGUAUUUUUUCCCCUCUAGGGAGACUGUUGUUUUUAUAUUAUUAUUAUUAUAUGGAGGAUGGAGGGUCUAUAUUUUGCGGAACGAUGUGAUGUAACAGAGCAGAGCAGACUCCUCUUCUAGCUCUUAUUCUACUUUCUUCUCUUCCUUCUUAAUAUCGUUAUAUUGCAGGAGAAAAAAAAAACAACAUAUGUUAAUAAUAGGGACAACGAAAGUAUCAUAAAAAGUUGAGCAGAUUCUUUGAUUCUCCAGCAUCAUUUCCACAGCAAGUAGAACAGUGGGAGACAAAGCUGAGGCUUUUAUUUUCUUGGGGGUUUUUAUAAGAAUAUUUUGUUCUUCUUUCUCGAGUUUGAGAUAAUGGUGUACUGAGGUGGUUUGUUUGAAACAAAAAGAAAAAGGUUUCUUCUUGCAAAAAGAGGUUGAAUGAUGGCAUUGUCAUUUCGUUUGGAGUUGGUCUUGUUGGUUUCUCUCUUAUGCUUGAAUUUGGCUUUUGGGGAUUCAGAAGAUGGGGCAACACUCUUAGAGAUAAAGAAGUUCUUUAGGGAUGUGGACAAUGUCCUAUAUGACUGGUCGGAUACACCAUCUUCAGAUUAUUGUGUUUGGAGAGGGGUCACUUGCGACAAUGUCACCUUCAAUGUCGUUGCACUCAACCUAUCAGACUUGAAUCUUGAUGGGGAAAUCUCACCAGCCAUUGGAGAUCUCAGGGAUCUUCUCUCUCUUGACCUUAGAGGAAAUCGUCUGUCUGGACAAAUCCCAGAUGAGAUGGGUGAUUGUUCAUCUUUGAAAAGCCUGGAUUUGUCAUUUAAUGAGUUAUAUGGAGACAUACCGUUUUCGAUCUCGAAACUGAAACAACUGGAAUUUCUGAUAUUGAAAAGCAAUCAGUUAAUCGGACCAAUACCUUCAACUCUGUCACAGAUUCCAAACCUGAAAGUUUUGGACUUGGCACAAAAUAGACUCAGUGGAGAAAUUCCGAGGCUAAUCUAUUGGAAUGAAGUGUUACAGUACCUUGGUUUGCGAGGAAACAAACUAGUUGGUGGGCUCUCUCCGGACGUGUGCCAGCUAACUGGUUUAUGGUACUUUGAUGUGCGGAACAACAGCUUGACUGGCAGCAUUCCUCAGAAUAUAGGCAACUGUACUGCCUUCCAAGUCUUGGACUUGUCCUACAACCAGCUAACUGGGGAAAUUCCAUUCAAUAUUGGGUUCUUGCAAGUAGCUACGUUAUCUCUGCAAGGUAAUCGACUUUCUGGGAAGAUCCCUUCUGUUAUUGGUCUGAUGCAGGCACUCGCUGUAUUGGAUUUAAGCAGCAACAAGUUAAGUGGACAUAUCCCUCCUAUUUUGGGGAAUCUGACCUACACUGAAAAAUUAUAUUUGCACGGUAACAAACUGACUGGGUCAAUUCCCCCCGAACUGGGAAAUAUGUCGAAGCUGCACUAUUUGGAACUGAAUGAUAAUCAACUUACUGGGCAUAUUCCACCAGAACUUGGGAAGCUAACUGAGCUAUUUGAUCUGAAUGUUGCUAAUAACAACCUUGAAGGACCACUUCCCGAUAAUCUUAGCUCAUGUACAAAUCUCAACAGCCUUAAUGUGCAUGGCAACAAGUUGAAUGGAACCAUUCCAUCUGCUUUUGAAAGGCUAGAGAGUAUGACCUAUCUGAAUCUCUCCUCUAACAAUAUCAAGGGCUCUAUACCAAUUGAGCUCUCCCGAAUUGGUAAUUUAGAUACUCUGGACAUUUCUAACAACGAAAUUAAUGGCUCUAUUCCUUCAUCCCUUGGUGAUUUGGAACACCUUCUAAAGCUGAAUUUAAACCGGAAUCAUUUGGCCGGAGUCAUUCCAGCAGAAUUUGCUAAUCUGAGAAGUGUUAUGGAGAUAGACCUUUCAAAUAAUCAUCUAUCAGGUGUCAUUCCUCGGGAACUCAUGCAGCUUCAGAAUUUGUUCUCAUUGAGGCUUGAAAACAACAACUUAUCCGGAGAUGUGAUGUCACUAGUCAACUGCCUCAGUCUUACAAUCUUAAACGUGUCUUAUAACAACCUUGCUGGUGAUAUUCCCACAAGCAAUAACUUUUCAAGAUUCUCACCAGACAGCUUUAUUGGAAAUCCCGGGCUUUGUGGCUAUUGUCUCUCUUCUCCAUGCCAUGUGUCUCAUCCUGCGGAGAGAGUUGUAAUCUCCAAAGCAGCAAUCCUAGGCAUUGCACUUGGUGCCCUUGUGAUUCUUUUGAUGAUCUUGUUUGUUGCAUGUCGCCCGCACAAUCCUACGCCUUUUCCAGAUGGAUCGUUGGAUAAGCCAACAGUUACUUACUUGAGACCGAAAUUAGUGAUUCUUCACAUGAAUAUGGCACUUCAUGUAUAUGAGGACAUCAUGAGGAUGACCGAGAAUUUGAGUGAGAAGUAUGUAAUUGGCAAUGGUGCAUCAAGCACGGUCUAUAAAUGUGUUCUUAAGAAUUGCAAGCCAGUUGCCAUCAAGAGACUCUAUUCGCAGUAUCCACAGUGCUUGAAGGAGUUCGAGACAGAACUUGAAACAGUAGGGGGUAUUAAACACCGAAAUCUGGUCUGUCUUCAAGGAUAUUCAUUCUCCCCUUCCGGGAAUCUUUUAUUCUAUGAUUACAUGGAAAAUGGCAGUCUUUGGGAUCUCCUCCAUGUUUCUACCAAGAAGAAAAAGCUUGGUUGGGACAUGCGUUUAAGGAUAGCACUUGGAGCAGCGCAAGGGUUAGCUUAUCUGCAUCAUGAUUGUAGUCCCAGAAUCAUCCACAGGGAUGUCAAGUCAUCUAACAUUCUGUUGGACAAGGAUUUUGAGGCUCAUAUUACUGAUUUUGGCAUUGCGAAAAGCUUAUGCAUCUCAAAGUCUCACACUUCCACUUACAUCAUGGGCACUAUUGGUUAUAUAGACCCUGAAUAUGCCCGCACUUCCCGCCUGACUGAGAAGUCAGAUGUUUACAGCUAUGGGAUUGUCCUACUCGAAUUACUGACUGGAAGGAAACCUGUAGACAACGAAUCCAAUCUCCAUCAUCUGAUUUUGUCUAAGACUGCCAAUAACUCUGUCAUGGAAACUGUUGAUCCGGAGAUCACUGAUACAUGCAAGGAUCUUGGAGCAGUUAAGAAAGUUUUUCAGCUAGCCCUUCUAUGCACGAAGAGACAACCGUCUGAUCGACCAACCAUGCACGAAGUGACCCGGGUUCUAGGAAGCCUAAUGCUAUUAGACACCCCACCAACAAAACAGCUGGCAUCGAUACAACUGUCCAAAGUUACUUGCUACAAAGAUGAGUAUGUAAAUCUCAAGACUCCACACUUAGUCAAUUGCCCCUCAAUGAGUACCUCACAAGGAUCAUGGAGAGGUCAUAUCUCUUGAAGCCAAUCAAUGUAAGCAUCAAAAUAUUCCAGGAGUGAACAGCAUUAGAUGAUUUGAGUGAAAAGUGAUCAUGGGGAAAUGUGUAUAGAGACUAUGGUUUCAAUUAUUGUAGCUUAGAGAAAGAAAAAAGGAAAAGGAUGGGACUUGGAAAGUUGAUAGUACUGGUACCACAAAUUAAUGCUUGUAUAUUGUACCAUAUGAAAUUAUGGUGGUAACUUUGUUAUUGUCUCAAAAUGGGGUCUCUGCCUCUGGCAACUAAGCUUCUGCAUUAGUGGGGUCGCAGUUUCAGGCUGAAAGGGGGAGAGUUGGGUGUGUGCUCUGCAUAAAAAAACACAUAAUAUACAUGACCUGCAAUAAUGCACCGAGAAGCCUUAGCUGUGUUCUGAACGCUAUCAGUUAUUAGUACAUAUUUUUUAUUACUGAAAGAUAACCAUCGAUUUGCUCA